AUGCCUGUCGUUCUAGCAGAGCCCAAGGAACGCGAGGUUCUCGACCAUGGUCGCAAAGGCGCACGAGCUCUCCGCCAGAUUGCUCUCGAGAAUGCUCUGCUUGAUGAGCCGAGUCCACAAGCCCUGGCUGAGGAAAUCCCCUGGUCUGUUACAAGAGAUAUGUUGAUACACCUCUUGAAUGGUCGACGGCAAGCCGAAGCAGAGGUCUCGCUCCUCAAAGACUCCAUGCCGUUAAUGGACAGAGAGCACUUUCUCGGCAUUGAUAAGAAUGCUGAGUUCGUCAAGGAACAUCACGGCAGCUUCAACGUUGGCCUGCUCGACCACCAAGUACCCGCCAGCACAUGGGAGGGCGUCGUCAAAUCAGCCAAAGAACUCAAAUCACUUUCAACUUUCGUAUCGCGACGUACAAAAAUUGCCAGAACUUUUAGAGAUGUUAGGCUGAUCGAGAAUUCGGGCAACUCCCUGCUUCGGUAUAGGAUGUGCAAAAAGAUCGACCACGAGGCGGGCACCAGAUCCUGUAAGGAUGACAACCACUUCAAACUUGAAGACCUCAUCUCUCCGCAACUCCUCAAGCUCCGCUUGGAAGUCCUGCAAUCCGAAUGGGAGUGGGUGGACGAGGGCAAAGACGAUGAGGGUGACGAGCGUUGGAGUCACGGAGACCUUCGCUUGACCUUUGGUGAUGGGUGGUUCGAUGUAGAUCAUGCGGAUCUUGGCGGGUUUUCACCAGUGUUCUGGGCCCAUUUUGACGGCGAUGAGGACAGUAUCAUGAGUGCAAAUAUUUACCUCAAUGCUCUGUUGAGCCCAGUGGAGGCAUCAAGUUACGGGAAUCUCGAAACGCUGGACGCUUCGCAGUUCGCUAUGGCAAGGUAUUCGAGCUGCUCGACAAGGAUAAAUGAGCAUUUUCAGCGUGGCCUUUGGAUCCCAACAUUUCGAAUCAAGGCGGGCUUUGAGGGCUGA
Molecule: messenger RNA, 957 nt
Organism: Cyphellophora attinorum
Lineage: Eukaryota; Fungi; Ascomycota; Eurotiomycetes; Chaetothyriales; Cyphellophoraceae
Exons: 1
Coding region: 1-957 (318 amino acids)
Source: RefSeq, a predicted model, not a curated record